This is a messenger RNA of Erythranthe guttata (spotted monkey flower), 1759 nucleotides long. Its product is annotated as protein ENDOSPERM DEFECTIVE 1. NCBI's taxonomy places the organism in Eukaryota, Viridiplantae, Streptophyta, Magnoliopsida, Lamiales, Phrymaceae. Gene Ontology annotation, biological process: spindle assembly. Gene Ontology annotation, molecular function: microtubule binding. The record is from RefSeq and is a predicted model, not a curated record. Gene Ontology annotation, cellular component: cytoplasm; nuclear microtubule.
UUCAGGGCAUUGACCGUUAUUUACCCUAGCAAUUACAAAUAAGUGAAUAAGCAUAACAAUAAAAAACGUAUGAUCACACGACGAGGUGGUCAAAUUUCAUAAUGAUGAUAUGCCUAAAUAAAGAUAAAGGUUUUAAAAGUGUUCUUAUUCUGCUUCGAUAUCGUUAGACCCGGGUAAUAGAACCGUUAUCCGUUUAGAAUUAAAGUUCAACAACGGCUAGUGUUUUUAAUCAUUUUUUCUUUACUUUAAUUUUUUCACUUUACGAUUUACAAAAAAAUCUCUCUUUUUCCUGCCAAAUUCAUUCUCCAAUCACUGAUAAAAUCAUUGCAGAAGAACUAAAGUAUUCAUUCAUUAAUUCCUGAGAGAAAACAAAAAUGGCGGACCAAACCGGCGGAGCAGCAGCCGACUCUAUGGCGGCGCCGCUCCCCCACCGCCGGCCCAGAGUGAGAGAAGUCAGUUCGCGAUUCAUGUCCCCUUUAACUCAGUCCAAUUCAACCCCAAUCCCUUCCGAUUUUCCGCGCUCCAAAUCCGCCCACCGCCGCCGACCAUCUAAUAAAACCGACGAGAAUCUAAUUCCCGAGUCAAUUAAUCGAAUGUUAGACAAUUCAUCCGCCGCAGCUCCAUCAACUGUGCAAAGUAAAGAGAAACGUGAUUGCAGAGACAACAAGCAUUCCGAAGCAAGGGCAAUUUCGUCCAGAUCCGACACGCCGAUUCCAAUCGGUGCAGAGAGGAUUGUUCCGUCGAGAUACAGGCAAGUUUCCAACACCAUCCACCGUUCGAAUUCACUGAGUAGUAGCAGCAAUGUGUGCUCCGCCGCCGUCACUUCAGCGGCCAGGCUCUUGCAAGAGGCCACCUCCGAUUCAUGCAAUUCCCCUGUUUCAAAACAGGGGAGUUCUUCUUCAUGCCCUAAUUCACCACUCUGUGAUCGGCCUUCCGUGCCAGAUGCCGCUGGAAAUUCUAGCAAGGUCAUCGGUGAUUGUAUGCGCUCGUUGAAUUUUUCGUCUUUCGCGAAGAUGGGGGGUGGUGUUUCCCGCCCCCCUCAAAAUCCUUCAACUUGUAUGAGGUCCGGAUUCGAUUCGAGAAAAAGCGGGAAAUUAUCCAACCAUCAAGAAGAUUCACAUUCCUUGAAGAUGUUGAGUAACUAUUAUCUGCAGUGGCGAUUUGCAAACGCGAAAGCGGAUGCCUCCAUUCAUGCACAAAAGCAAGAAGCGGAGAGAAAAAUUUGGUCACUUGGAGUCGAGAUAUCAGAUAUGCGCGACCGAGUGAAAAAUAAACAAAACGAACUUGCAGUAUUGCAACGUGUACAAACUUUCACCGCAAUAGUUGAAGCUCAAAUGCCAUAUCUCGACGAAUGGUCUACCUUGGAAGAGGAUUACUCAAAUUCUCUAUUAGGCACAACAAACGCAUUGCUCAGUUCUUCGGUCAGAAUUCCGGUCAACGGGGAUGCGCGCGCUGAUACUAUAGAGCUAAAGGAGGCUCUAAACUCGGCACUCAAAGUGGUCGACUUGAUCGGCACUCAUAUUCAGAGAUUUAUCGUAGAAGCUGGGAAAAUGGAUACCUCAAUUUGCGAAUUAGCUAGGAUGGUUGGAGGAGAAAAAGCUCGUAUUCAUGAGUGCGGAGAUUUACUAUCCAAGAUUUACUCAUCGCAGGUGAAGGAGUGCAGCCUCAGGGGAACCCUAAUACAAUGGCACAAGACCCUAUGAGCUGAAUAUACAGACAGAAGAAAAAAAUUAAUAUAUAUAUUUUAUUCUUUUUCCUA